This is a messenger RNA of Phascolarctos cinereus (koala), 1147 nucleotides long. It is a transcript of the gene TTC32, whose product is annotated as tetratricopeptide repeat domain 32. The record is from RefSeq and is a predicted model, not a curated record. NCBI's taxonomy places the organism in Eukaryota, Metazoa, Chordata, Mammalia, Diprotodontia, Phascolarctidae. Gene Ontology annotation, molecular function: protein binding.
AAGAACGGAGCUCCUCCUACCGGACGCUCCCUAGCCCUGGCCCUGGCCCCGGCCCCGCCCCCAAGAGAGGAAAAGCUUGGCCGCCAUGGAUGGACAGCCGCCCCGGGGCGGCGACGGGCCCCUAGCCGAGGCCCACGCGCACUUCCGGAGCGGCGAACAUGACGAAGCCGAGGCGCUUUAUUCGGCCUAUAUUCGCCAGUGCGUCUGCGCAGCCGGGGGAGCGCGCGCUGGCCCCCCCUACUCCCCGGAGGAUCUGGCCACUGCCUACAACAACAGGGGUCAAAUCAGAUAUCUUCGGGUGGACUUUUACGAAGCCGUGGACGAUUACAGCGCCGCCAUCCAAACCCUGCCCCAUUUUGAGGUGCCCUAUUACAACCGAGGCCUGAUCUACUACAGGAUGGGGCAGUUUGAUGAAGCUUUUGAAGAUUUCAAGAAAGUGCUAGACUUGAAUCCUGGUUUUCAAGAUGCUAGGCUGAGCUUAAAACAGACUAUUUUAGAUAAAGAAGAAAAACAGAGAAGAAAUUAUUAAAAAUUCUACCAUAAGGAAAACAUUGACUGACUUUUUCACCUGACAACCUGGAUUUUCUUUGUUAUUGACUAGAGCAGAAGAAUACAUGGAGCUGUUUUCAUUCCCAUGUAAGAUAAAGAGACUCUUGAUAGCAGGUGGGAGCCAGAAUGGCCCGUGGCCUGGGCCUGUGGGUGGUUUUCAGGGUGACCGAAGGUGAACGAUCAUUUUCACUGCUUGUGUUGAAUGAUGGUUUUUAAAUGUUCAAAUAUUUGAAUUGGGAAAAAUGUAUAUUUUUUGUAGUUGAGAUUUACAGAUGUGUGCAGUUUUUCUUUAAUGAUCUUAUUUUAGUAGGUCUGUGAUAAAACAAAAAUUAUUAGAGUGAAAAAAAAAGAUACUUCUCAAGGAAGUAUAAUGUGAAAUCGUACAUUCCUUACACGGCUGUGGUCAGCAGGUACUUUGCACACCCUAACAGAUUGCAGAGAAGGGGCUGUCCUACCCCAGAGAACGUCUGGAUGUGGCUGAGAUGAGGACUUACUCUCUGCAAACACUGUGCAAAGAGUCCUGUCAGAAGACAGUUUGAUUUUUCUGGUGAGAGUUAUUGAUGACAUGUCAAUAGACAAUAAACCUAAAAAUACAGUC